AUGGAAUUCAAAAUGAAAUAAAUAAAUUGCAGUCAAUAUAAUAUAUAAUAUUUUCUAUAUUUUUAUGUUUUCAAUGAACGACGUGUGAUAAUAUUCCGACACUUGUUUUCAAUAAAUUGCACCUAAAAAUUGCCUGUAAAUAUGAAUAACGAAGAGAAUAAAGAUAUGUCGCAUAGACAGCAUGUGAAAUACUUUAUGCGGUUUUUAAAUAUACUUCCUUCAACGUUAUCGUCUCACGAUACAACCAGGGUUACAAUAGCAUAUUUUUCAGUUUGUGGCCUUGAUGUCCUUGGAUCUAUAUCAUCAAUAUCAUUAGACUUGAGUUCUAGGAUUAUUGAAUGGAUUUACUUGUUACAAGUGAAGCCUAAUGAAGAGAAUGGUGAUAUGUCAAUAUGUGGUUUUCAAGGCUCUUCCACAGUUAAUAUACCAUUACACCCUGAGAACAACCAUUAUCGGUGUGGUCACCUUGCAAUGACUUACACUGGUCUCUGCAUACUACUCACUUUAGGAGAUGAUCUGUCUAGGAUAAAUAGGAAAGCAUUAGUAGAAGGUGUUAAGGUGUUACAAACAGAAGAAGGGAACUUCUCUGCUACACUUUCUGGUUGUGAGUCAGAUAUGAGAUUUGUGUACUGCGCUGCGUGUGUCAGCUAUAUCUUGGACGAUUGGUCGGGAUUUAAUAUCGCGAAAGCUACUGAUUACAUCUUAAAAUCUAUUAGCUACGACUUCGGCAUUGCGCAGUGUCCAGAAUUGGAGUCGCACGGGGGCACCACAUACUGUGCACUCGCUACUCUAGCUCUUUCCAAUCAAUUAGACAAGUUAUCUGAGGAGCAAGUGGAAGGUUUAAAACGCUGGCUCGUGUUCAGACAAGUCGACGGCUUCCAGGGCAGACCCAACAAGCCAGUUGACACGUGCUAUAGUUUCUGGGUUGGUGCCUCUUUAAAAAUACUAGAUACAUUACAUAUGACGAACUAUAAUAGCAAUAGACGAUAUGUAUUUGACACACAAGAUGUGGUCGUUGGUGGCUUUUCCAAGUGGCCUGACACAUCUACGGAUCCAAUGCAUACUUAUUUAGGAUUAGCUGGAUUGAGUUUGAUAGGGGAGAAUGGAUUGUUAGAAAUUGUGCCUACACUCAACAUUACCAGAAGAGCAUAUGAACAUUUGAAGACUAUACAUAAGCGUUGGUCAGAUGAGUGCUGAUGAAAAUAGUUAAUAUUUGUAAUUUUAUACCUCGACAAAGGCAUUUCAGAGUGAGAAGUCUUGGUCAGAUAUUGUUAAUUGUUAACUAUGUUUGUUGUAAUGUUUCAAUUACCUUUAUUUCGCUAUUUUAUUAAUAUCACAUUGUAAUAGUGCGAGUGCUGUAUCCCUUGGAUGUCAUAAAGAUAAAUAUCCUCUGGGAACACUAGCGUGAUUUCACAUAAAAAUGGGUAUGAAAUCAGCGGAUACCUGACAAAAAAUACAUCUGCAAACAGUCAACUGUUAACAUUUUAUGUUUUAAAA
Achroia grisella is the source of this 1497-nucleotide messenger RNA. It is a transcript of the gene betaggt-I, whose product is annotated as geranylgeranyl transferase type-1 subunit beta. Gene Ontology annotation, cellular component: CAAX-protein geranylgeranyltransferase complex. Gene Ontology annotation, biological process: protein geranylgeranylation. Lineage: Eukaryota; Metazoa; Arthropoda; Insecta; Lepidoptera; Pyralidae. Bases 142 to 1197 code for a protein of 351 amino acids. The record is from RefSeq and is a predicted model, not a curated record. The transcript has 5 exons. Gene Ontology annotation, molecular function: CAAX-protein geranylgeranyltransferase activity.